CGCCGCGCCGCCACCAUGCUAAACAACCUGACGGACUGCGAGGACGGCGAUGGGGGAGCCAACCCUGGUGAUGGCAACCCCAAGGAGAGCAGCCCCUUCAUCAACAGCACCGACACAGAGAAGGGGAAGGAGUAUGAUGGCAAGAACAUGGCCCUGUUUGAGGAGGAGAUGGACACCAGCCCCAUGGUGUCCUCCCUGCUUAGUGGCCUGGCCAACUACACCAACCUGCCCCAGGGAAGUAGGGAGCAUGAAGAGGCAGAAAACAAUGAGGGUGGAAAAAAGAAGCCGGUGCAGGCCCCCCGCAUGGGUACCUUCAUGGGCGUGUACCUACCGUGCCUGCAGAACAUCUUUGGUGUCAUCCUCUUCUUGCGACUCACUUGGGUGGUGGGCAUUGCAGGCAUCAUGGAGUCCUUCUGCAUGGUCUUCAUCUGCUGCUCCUGUACGAUGCUCACGGCCAUUUCCAUGAGUGCAAUUGCAACCAAUGGUGUUGUGCCUGCUGGCGGCUCCUACUACAUGAUUUCCAGGUCUCUGGGUCCAGAGUUUGGGGGCGCUGUGGGCCUCUGCUUCUACCUGGGCACUACGUUUGCUGGGGCCAUGUACAUCCUGGGCACCAUCGAAAUCCUGCUGGCUUACCUCUUCCCAGCUAUGGCCAUUUUUAAGGCAGAAGAUGCCAGCGGGGAGGCAGCAGCCCUGCUGAACAAUAUGCGUGUGUAUGGCACCUGUGUGCUCACCUGCAUGGCCACCGUGGUAUUCGUGGGCGUCAAGUAUGUCAACAAGUUUGCCCUUGUCUUCCUGGGUUGUGUCAUCCUCUCCAUCCUGGCCAUCUAUGCCGGGGUCAUCAAAUCUGCCUUUGACCCACCCAACUUCCCGAUCUGCCUCCUGGGGAACCGCACACUGUCUCGCCAUGGCUUUGAUGUCUGUGCCAAGCUGGCUUGGGAAGGAAAUGAGACAGUGACCACACGGCUCUGGGGCCUCUUCUGCUCCUCCCGAUUCCUCAACGCCACCUGUGAUGAGUACUUCACCCGAAACAAUGUCACGGAGAUCCAGGGCAUUCCUGGCGCUGCCAGUGGCCUCAUCAAAGAGAACCUCUGGAGCUCCUACCUGACCAAGGGGGUGAUUGUGGAAAGGCGUGGGAUGCCCUCGGUGGGCCUGGCAGAUGGUACCCCUGUCGACAUGGACCAUCCCUAUGUCUUCAGCGAUAUGACCUCCUACUUCACCCUGCUGGUUGGCAUCUACUUCCCCUCAGUCACAGGGAUCAUGGCUGGUUCUAACCGCUCUGGGGACCUGCGGGAUGCCCAGAAGUCAAUUCCCACUGGCACCAUCCUGGCCAUCGCCACCACCUCCGCUGUCUACAUCAGCUCCGUUGUUCUGUUUGGGGCCUGCAUCGAGGGGGUCGUCCUUCGGGACAAGUUUGGCGAAGCUGUGAAUGGCAACCUGGUGGUGGGCACCCUGGCUUGGCCGUCCCCCUGGGUUAUUGUCAUCGGAUCCUUCUUCUCCACCUGCGGGGCUGGGCUGCAGAGCCUCACGGGGGCUCCACGCCUGCUGCAGGCCAUCUCCCGCGAUGGCAUAGUGCCCUUCCUGCAGGUUUUCGGCCACGGCAAAGCCAACGGAGAGCCAACGUGGGCCUUGCUCCUCACCGCCUGCAUCUGCGAGAUUGGCAUCCUCAUUGCAUCCCUGGACGAGGUCGCCCCCAUCCUCUCUAUGUUCUUUCUGAUGUGCUACAUGUUUGUGAACCUGGCCUGUGCGGUACAGACACUGCUGAGGACGCCCAACUGGCGGCCACGCUUUCGCUAUUACCACUGGACACUCUCGUUCCUGGGCAUGAGCCUCUGCCUGGCCCUCAUGUUCAUCUGCUCCUGGUAUUAUGCCUUGGUGGCCAUGCUCAUUGCGGGGCUCAUCUACAAGUAUAUCGAGUACCGUGGGGCGGAGAAGGAGUGGGGCGAUGGGAUCCGAGGCCUGUCUCUCAGUGCUGCUCGCUACGCCCUGUUACGCCUAGAGGAAGGGCCCCCGCACACCAAGAACUGGAGGCCACAGCUGCUGGUGCUGGUGCGUGUGGACCAAGACCAGAACGUGGUACAUCCACAGCUGCUCUCGCUGACCUCCCAGCUCAAGGCAGGGAAGGGCCUGACCAUUGUGGGCUCUGUCCUUGAGGGCACCUUUCUGGACAACCAUCCCCAGGCCCAGCGGGCGGAGGAGUCCAUCCGGCGCCUGAUGGAGGCAGAGAAGGUGAAGGGCUUCUGCCAGGUAGUGAUCUCCUCCAACCUGCGAGAUGGCGUGUCCCACCUGAUUCAGUCCGGGGGCCUUGGGGGGCUGCAGCACAACACCGUGCUCGUUGGCUGGCCCCGAAACUGGCGGCAGAAGGAAGAUCAUCAGACGUGGAGGAACUUCAUUGAGCUGGUCCGGGAAACAACGGCCGGUCACCUGGCCCUGCUGGUCACCAAGAACGUUUCCAUGUUUCCUGGUAACCCGGAGCGCUUCUCGGAGGGCAGCAUCGACGUCUGGUGGAUUGUGCACGACGGGGGCAUGCUCAUGCUGCUGCCCUUCCUGCUGCGGCACCACAAGGUUUGGCGGAAGUGCAAGAUGCGAAUCUUCACUGUGGCCCAGAUGGAUGACAAUAGCAUCCAGAUGAAGAAGGAUUUGACCACAUUUCUGUACCAUUUACGUAUCACCGCGGAGGUCGAGGUGGUGGAGAUGCAUGAGAGCGACAUCUCGGCUUACACCUACGAGAAGACGUUGGUGAUGGAGCAGCGUUCCCAGAUCCUCAAGCAGAUGCAUUUAACCAAGAAUGAGCGGGAGCGGGAGAUCCAGAGUAUCACAGAUGAGUCUCGGGGCUCAAUCCGGAGAAAGAAUCCAGCCAACACUCGGCUCCGCCUCAACGUCCCAGAAGAGACAGCUGGUGACAGCGAGGAGAAGCCGGAAGAGGAGGUGCAGCUGAUCCAUGACCAGAGUGCUCCCAGCUGCCCCAGCAGCUCACCGUCCCCGGGGGAGGAACCCGAACGGGAGGGCGAGGCAGAUCCAGAGAAAGUGCAUCUCACCUGGACCAAGGACAAAUCUGUGGCAGAGAAGAACAAGGGCCCCAGUCCUGUCUCCUCAGAGGGCAUCAAGGACUUCUUCAGCAUGAAGCCGGAGUGGGAGAACUUGAACCAGUCCAACGUGCGGCGCAUGCACACCGCUGUGCGGCUGAACGAGGUCAUCGUCAAGAAAUCCCGGGACGCCAAGCUUGUUUUGCUCAACAUGCCUGGGCCUCCCCGCAACCGCAACGGUGACGAAAAUUACAUGGAGUUCCUCGAGGUCCUCACCGAGCACCUGGACCGGGUGAUGCUGGUCCGCGGCGGCGGCCGCGAGGUCAUCACCAUCUACUCCUGAGAGCCAGGACCUGCCACCCGGGCCCGAGCGCGUCCGGCCCGCGCGGCCCCGGAGCCCUCGCCGCGCCCCCCGCCGCUGUCACCGUUUACAUACAGACCCUGUGCCCGCGCCCUGGCCCCCUUCCCCGCUGCCUGAAGCCCGGAGGCCACGUCGGUCGGGGCUGACUCGGAGAGGACCGCCCCGCGCGGAGACCAGAGCCCCGAGCGCCCCGUUGGCGCGUCGCCCUGUCGGCCCCGGCUGCCCUUUUUCUAAGCCCGGCCUCGCCCCGCCGGAGGAGACGCUGCAAUAAAGGUCGGAGGAGGCGCAGAGAGGAGCGGAGCUGGGGCUUUGAGGACGCCCGGUAGUCCGCGCGGCCCUCUCCCUCUCUUCCCGCGCCCCGCCCCGUCCUCGCUCUGCACCCGUCCCCCGGCGGCCCGGAGGGCGCGGGGUGGGGAGGCUGCGCUCCGCCGUCUACGUCACUUGUCCUCGCGCGGCCGCAGGCGCCGGCCGGCCGAGCCUAUACAUAGUGUACAGGAGACAUCGCGUGUAUUUUUAACGUCCCCAUAUUUCUGUGACUAGAAGCGCAACGGACUUCUCGCCACUGUCGAGCUCUCCCGCUGGGGGCGCCCAGGGAAGGCGGAGGCCUCGGGAGGCUGGGUUUUCCUUGACGUCCGAGAGUUUGAGAGCAAAAGUGCUUUAGGCCCAGGCGGGAGUCGUGGUCCCUCGACACCCCCUCGACGUCUCCUCACCCUUUCCGCGCGCCUUUGGCUUCCGACCCUUCCCUCUAGUUCUUCUCGGAGACGAAGUGAGACAAGUGUCCAGCUUUUCCUGGAUUCGCCUCCCAGCGGAGUGAGCUUCCACUGUGGCUGCAGAGGCGGGCGCAGCCUCUUCUCAUCGGCUCUUAUGCAAGCUGGGGCCACGAUAGGGGAGGGGCGUUCCUCAAGGAGGAGAAACCGAGAGAGGCCCUCGCCCCACCGAGG
Messenger RNA from Balaenoptera ricei (Rice's whale), 4325 nucleotides. RefSeq names its product solute carrier family 12 member 5 (gene SLC12A5). Gene Ontology annotation, cellular component: membrane. The record is from RefSeq and is a predicted model, not a curated record. Gene Ontology annotation, molecular function: potassium:chloride symporter activity. Bases 16 to 3366 code for a protein of 1116 amino acids. The transcript is spliced from 26 exons. Gene Ontology annotation, biological process: potassium ion import across plasma membrane; potassium ion homeostasis; chloride ion homeostasis. Lineage: Eukaryota; Metazoa; Chordata; Mammalia; Artiodactyla; Balaenopteridae.